This is a messenger RNA of Budorcas taxicolor (takin), 2175 nucleotides long. RefSeq names its product methyl-CpG binding domain protein 3 (gene MBD3). The record is from RefSeq and is a predicted model, not a curated record. Gene Ontology annotation, molecular function: DNA binding. The transcript has 6 exons. Lineage: Eukaryota; Metazoa; Chordata; Mammalia; Artiodactyla; Bovidae. Bases 18 to 887 code for a protein of 289 amino acids.
CCGAGGACCCGGGCGCGAUGGAGCGGAAGAGGUGGGAGUGCCCGGCGCUCCCGCAGGGCUGGGAAAGGGAAGAAGUGCCCAGAAGGUCGGGGCUGUCGGCCGGCCACAGGGAUGUCUUUUACUAUAGCCCAAGCGGGAAGAAGUUCCGAAGCAAGCCUCAGCUGGCACGCUACCUGGGCGGCUCCAUGGACUUGAGCACCUUUGACUUCCGCACGGGCAAGAUGCUAAUGAGCAAGGUGAACAAGGGCCGGCAGCGGGUGCGCUACGACUCCCCAAGCCAGGUCAAGGGCAAGCCUGACCUGAACACAGCCCUCCCAGUCAGGCAAACAGCAUCCAUCUUCAAGCAGCCAGUGACCAAGAUCACCAACCACCCCAGCAACAAGGUGAAGAGCGACCCCCAGAAGGCUGUGGAACAGCCCCGGCAGCUUUUCUGGGAGAAGAAGCUGAGCGGCCUGAAUGCCUUUGACAUCGCGGAGGAGCUGGUGAAGACCAUGGACCUCCCCAAGGGUCUGCAAGGAGUGGGUCCCGGCUGCACAGAUGAGACACUGUUGUCGGCCAUCGCCAGUGCCCUGCACACCAGCACCACGCCCAUCACCGGGCAGCUCUCGGCUGCUGUGGAGAAGAACCCUGGGGUGUGGCUCAACACGGCCCAGCCGCUCUGCAAGGCCUUUAUGGUGACUGAUGAGGACAUCAGGAAGCAAGAAGAGCUGGUGCAGCAAGUCCGCAAGCGGCUGGAGGAGGCGCUGAUGGCCGACAUGCUGGCCCACGUGGAGGAGCUGGCCCGGGACGGUGAGGCACCGUUGGACAGGGCGGGCGCUGAUGAGGAGGAAGACGAGGACGAGGAGGAGGAGGAGCCCGACCAGGACCCAGAAAUGGAGCACGUCUAGAGCAGGUGCCACCAGGCUUGGCCUUUUGUGCCUGCGGCGGCAGCUCUGGACUGGCCAGGCACUCACGCCACUCAAUCUGUUUCUGCAGGGGCCCCACCUGCCAGCCUGCCCGCAUGGGGCCACCUCAGACUCGGCCCUCACCCUGCCCUGGUGUGCCCCCUCCCCUGGGCCACAGGAGCUCGGCUGAAGGACAGCCCCUCGCCUGACGGACCCCCCACAUCUGCUUCUCUGAAGUGCCUGGCCCGUCCGCAGGAGGCCCCUGCUCAGGUGGUUGCUCCACACCGCACUCAGGCCAACCUGGUCCCCACGGCCACUGCCCUGAGCUCCUCACACAGGACAACUGCCACCAGGCUGUCUGCGAGGGUUCCUAGGACUGGAGAAACCUAUGUGGAACAGUCUCGCCUCUGACUUGUGCUCGUGAGGGGUGAUGUCCCAGACUACAUGUCAGCGCUCCCAGAGGCAGUACAGGAUGGCUCCCCAGGCCCACCAGCCGGGCAGCGCACCCACAAUAAACUCACCGUCCCCCGGGGGCCAAACAUCUCCGUUGCUGCGAACCUUGUGUUGGCCGCACACAGACGGGAACUCGGGCCUCAGCGCCUGAAGACCUCGCUGUCUCCGACCUGGCCUAGCCUGACGGAGAACUAACUGCUCACAGCCAGACUCGGGCCAGGCUCCAGGCUAGUGCCACCCUCGGGCCUGGGUCUCAUCAGGUGCAUCUCCGGCUAGCUUGGGCAGCGGCCUCCGCAGAACAAGGUGAACAGAGUCGUGUUGCCCCAGUCCGAGCAGGCCAAGGGCCUGGGCGAAGGGAGACCCUGCUACCUGAGUGGAUCCCAGCCAGCACCCUCGCUGCAGCCCAUCCAUCAGCAUGGAGGCUUGAGCCAUGGCCAGUGUGGCCUGUGAACACCAGACCUGUCCCAUGCCUGCCGUACUUGUGGCCAUGACUGUCAGGAGAGGCCCGGGUCACUGCCUCGUUUGGACUCGUCCGGACUCCCUGGGCUGUUGGUGGCCUGCUGGCGGGGUGGUAGUGGCCUUGGGAACCUCCGGGGGCUGGGUCACACUGCUGGCUCCCUCUUGAGGACACCAGCCCAGGAGGCUGGCUGACCCUGUCCUCCCAAGUUCAGUCAAAGCACAAAGCCUUGAAGACUGGGCACUGCCCCGUGAAGGCUGCAGCACCACUUGCCCAGGUAGCCACCGGCCCCAGGAAAGGCCCUCCGCUGCAGCCCUGAGGGGAGCCAGGAGGCUGUGGGAGGCUUCUGUGGGUGGUGUCGAAUAAAGCGUGUCAGGCAAG